AUGGCGGGGAUGGCACUGCCCCUGUGCCUGAUCCUCGCUGCCGCCCUGCAGGGCGGCCUCACCCGGGCCCCGGCGCCCCUGGCCCGCCCCGGCCCCCUGCUCCUGCGGCUGCGGCGCCUGGAGGAGCAGUUUCUCCGACUCCAGGAGGUGACGCUGAACCAUCUUCAGAGCAUCGCCAGCAACUACAACAUCUCCUACAACAUCGAUGGACGUUUCCAGGCGCUGGCCGAGCAGGCAGAGGCUGCUGACGCAGCCCGGGCCGCCCUGGGUGCCGAGCUGGCCCGCCUGGCCGCUGCUGGCCGGCGGCUACGGAGCAGGCUGAAGAGGCUGGAGGGGACAACGCGGCGGGGGCAGCAGCACCGGCAGGAGGAAGGGCCCUGGCUGCCCGCCGAUGCCGGGCCUGGGGGAGCGCCCCGAGAGGAUGAGGAGAGCCCUGAGGAUGCAGCACCAGCACCCCAGACCGCGGUAUCGAUGCUCCCCGCCGUCCCCACGGCUCCCCAGGAGCAGCCCCCAGCGCCCCGGCAGCCGGGACAGGGCAGGCACAGCCCCCCCGCCCCCGUGCCCGCCUCCCCCGCCUGUCGCACCGGGGCCGUCCUGCUCUUCCCCGACCGCUCCGCUGGGCACGGCGCCGUCCUGGGGCUGGGCCCGCACCGGGGGCUGCGGGCGGUGUCGCUCUGUGCCUGGCUGGCCACGCCAGCCCCUCGCCUCGGUGCUCUCCUCUCCUACGCCACCGGGGACGGGCACAGCGAGCUGGCCGUGCUUAGCCAUGGUGGGGAUCGCCCGGGCUCUGCCCGGUUCAUCCUGGGGCACGGGCAGUUUCGGGAGCUGCCGGUGGCGCCGCUCCUCGAUGGCAAAUGGCACCACCUGUGCCUCACCUGGUCCUCGGGCCAGGGCCGGUACCGCUUCUACGCGGACAGGAGGCUGCUGGCUGCCGGCUCCGGCUUCCAGCAGGGCUAUGGAAUUCCCGCUGCUGGCUCGCUGCUGCUGGGCUGGGGGCAGCACGGCCCCAACACGGACCCGGGCACUGCAGAAGCUUUUGUGGGUCACCUGGCUGGGUUUGCUCUCUGGAGACGGGCUCUCCUGCCCGGGGAGGUGGCCAGAAUGGCGACAGGGCGGGGGCUGCCCCGCGGCCCCCUCCUCACGCUGGCCGAUGCCUCCUUGCGGGGCGGGGUGCGGAGGGUGGCGUGUCCGUGCCUCCAGCGCUGCCUCUGA
This is a messenger RNA of Camarhynchus parvulus, 1212 nucleotides long. It is a transcript of the gene PTX4, whose product is annotated as pentraxin 4. NCBI's taxonomy places the organism in Eukaryota, Metazoa, Chordata, Aves, Passeriformes, Thraupidae. The record is from RefSeq and is a predicted model, not a curated record. The transcript has 3 exons. The coding region runs from base 1 to 1212 and encodes 403 amino acids.